Molecule: messenger RNA, 1075 nt
Organism: Mesocricetus auratus (golden hamster)
Lineage: Eukaryota; Metazoa; Chordata; Mammalia; Rodentia; Cricetidae
Product: platelet basic protein
Exons: 3
Coding region: 89-430 (113 amino acids)
Biological process (GO): inflammatory response; cellular response to lipopolysaccharide; chemokine-mediated signaling pathway
Cellular component (GO): extracellular region
Molecular function (GO): chemokine activity; CXCR chemokine receptor binding
Source: RefSeq, a predicted model, not a curated record
AUAGAAAGCGACAGUGUUCUAGGCAACAGCUCAUUCUCACCUUGAGUCUCCUGGCUCUGGGAACAGUUCUAGCUCAGUCUUCUCCACCAUGGGCUUCAGACUCAGACCUACAUCCUUCUGCGCCAGGGCCAGACCACUCCAUAACCUACAGGUGUGGCCGCUGCUGGUCCUGCUCCUCACUGCACUGGUUCCCACUACAGUUGGAAAAUCUGAUGAUGUGGACCCAUAUCUUGAAUUGCGCUGUAGAUGUGCUAAUACAGUCUCUGGAAUCCCACUCAGCAAUAUUUCCUUUGUGAAUGUGUUCAGGCCAGGAGUCCACUGUGCCAACGUGGAAGUGAUAGCCACACUGAAAGGAGGGGAGAAAAUCUGCCUGGACCCAAAUGCCCCUGCCAUCAAGAAAAUAGUCCUGAAGAUAUUGGAAGGUUAUUGAGCAACCAUCUGUUGACUUACUGUGCAAGAAGGGCGAGGUUUUGAUAUCUGGAUAUUCCAGAAUCAUUUUCCACUUUAAAAUGGGGAUACAUUUUCAUUUUGUCUCAAAAAUCACAUUGUGUUUUGAGGUGUGUUAAAGGGUGGGUAAAGACGAUGAAAAUGGGCUAACCAAGUUGUAACAUGCAAUUUAUGGUUUAUUUCUGCAAUUCUCGGCUAAACAUUACAUUGUGAUGUAAUUUUCAUUUCUUUCUAAAUGCACUAUGUCAAGUUUUAUUUCUGUGUUUUUUGAAUUAUUUCUUUUAGUUUUGAGUAUAUAGUUACAUCACUUCCCCCUUCCCUUUCCUCCCUCCAAAUCCUUCCAUAGCCCCUUCCUCGUUCUUAUUCAUAUCCAUGACCACCUCUUUUUUCAUUGAUUGUUGUUAUAUUCAUAUAUGCAUAUACAUAUGUAUUGACAAAUUUCACAGUGGUCAAUGAUAAUAGGAACUGUCUGGAUCCAAGCAGAUCAUACUUGCUCAGUAGAUACUUGUUCAUAAGAGUUUUUUCAGUGUCUUAGAUCUAGAAUGCCUUGUUUCCAAACAACCUCUGCAAUGUUUUCUAACAUUUGUUUUAACCUUCAAAUCAAACUUAAUAAAGUCAUAGAAUAUAA